UGAGUAGGACGCUGGAAGUCAACAACACAGGCAAGGAGCUAUUCUUCUUCAUUCAGAAAAUUUAAACGUGUAACUACAAUGGAAUUUCAUGUACAAGUUCGCGGCUGAUAGUUAGGGAGGAAAUCAGCAUGCCUAUCACGGAUGAUUCAGCCUCCCGCGCCCUGGAACUAGUGGAGGACUUCAAGCAAGCUGCGCAAUGUAAUUCCCAACUCCAGGAUGAGGUGCUAGAAACUAUCCAUGUCCUCAACUCCCACUUGAAUAGACUCCUUGAGAAGCAAGGCGCAACCCGUUGGAAGCUCAGAGGUAGGGGUGUUCUCCCUGGCAGAAUCACAGGAGGAGGAGGGUUAGCCACGGAUGGAGCUCUGCAACAAGAUGGGAGCAACGAUAAAGACAGGGAUGAGAUUAAAAUACUAAGCCUUGUGUCACCGCCUCAAACAUUUGAGGAGCUGGGGAUUGUGCUUCAGGUCGGCGGGGCUACACUCAAGCACGGGCAGCCUGAACUACUGGCUUCGGAUCCUGUGAAACCCCAUUCCAACAGUGGACAAAUAUUGGGAAAUAUCAGGCUGGCAGCUAUCCUGCCAAACUUGUACAUUCAUAGUGAUAAUCAACUCCGAGUUGGUGAUGAACUCUUGACUGUGAAUACUCAACUCAUUCAAAAGUGUUCCGUGGACCAAGCAAGAGCUCUGCUGGAUAGUGCCCUUCGGACAGGAUCUAAUUUAUGCAUCAGCGUCUUGAGAAAAACAAAAAGGAGGGCACCCCCACCUCCUCGGAAACCCAAGAACGUUGGGGCCCCCUCUCUAUCGGGGGCAUCCCCAUCCCCUCUUUCGACUUCCCUAUCAUCGUCAUCAUCCGCUUCGACUAGUACUUCCACGUUGAUGCCAGAUACUGCUAAUGGGCGGGCAGAUACAAUGAGGGGUCCAGCAGACUCAAACAGAAACAAGUCUUCCAUGAUGAACUCAGCAGGGUCGACUGCAACCCUUCCCAACCUAGGCUCCAGGGCCAGGGGUGGUCAGCUGGUCAAGGAAGGGAGCAGGGAGAUUAGGAGAUCUAAGAGUGGAUCAGUGAAAAGAAGGGCUCCACCACCACCAAGGAAAGAGACAAGGGAUCAACAUACAGAGGAGGAGGUACCUGCUACUAAGCAUGUAAGAACCAGCGAGACACCCAACCCUAUCACUGUAGCUAGGAGUGACUCCAUUCUAUCCAAAAUGCUGCCUGAUCUCAAGAAAAGGAAGCGAGAAGUUGUGAAGAUCCACCUCGUGAAAGACAAGGGCUCUCUAGGGAUCCAGAUAGCUGGAGGGAAAGGUUCCAGGAAAGGAGAUAUUGGGAUCUUUGUAGCUGGAAUCGAUGAAGGCAGUCCAGCUGACAGGGAUGGAAGAUUACAGAAAGGAGAUGAGAUUUUACUGAUCAACGGAACCGGUCUCCUGAAUGUCACCCAUACCAUUGUUGUGGAUAUCCUUCAGGCUAGUGGUAGUAUAGUGCAGCUUGUCAUUGCAAGAAAGCGGAAGCGACGACACCAGUAUCAGCCAGGAGGGGGUGUGUAUCCUUCUGAUGCCUCAGACUCCAGCAGUCUCUCCAGUCAGCCAUCCACACCCCAUGGUUCACCCAGGCUAGGGACACGGCGCUUCCAUUCCAAGGAGAAUCUCAUGCCUACACGAUCUCCUCUACCCACCUCCACCGGAACCCCAUUGGCAAGGAUCAGCCCACUGGAUGCUGGUUUCCAUAGCAACGAGAAGAUGGGCAAUGGUAGCCUGGGAUCUGGGCAAGCACGCUUUUCAAAGCAAGAGGAAGGUUCAUUGACCUAUGAUGAGUCGAUAUGGAAGAGAUUUUCAUCUCCACAGAGCACGCCUACUUCACCAAGGCAACUGGUCCAAUCGAAGACAGCUCCCUGUGAGCCGCUACCAGGUCGAGGGUCGCCCAUUCCCUCUGUGGUGCAGCAGAUCUCCCUCAUCAAAGGUGGCUAUGGGAAGGGGCUAGGGUUUAGCAUCGUUGGAGGAGAGGACUCACCUAAAGGACGUAUGGGUAUCUUCAUCAAAACUAUCUUUACAUCUGGAGCUGCUGCAGCCGACGGAAGGUUACGAGAAGGUGAUGAAAUCAUGUCAGUCAAUGGUGAAAGUUUGAAUGGGAUGACACACAAACAAGCCAUCAAUAGAUUUAAGCAAGUAAAGAAAGGUGUGGUAACCCUGACAGUAAGAAGUCGCUUCUCUCCCAGACCUUCCCCUGCUAUCAGUCCUAUCACAAGCCCUAUUGUACCACCAAGAAGUCUUCUUCUGGAAUUGAAAAAGUCUCGAGAGCGUGCUUACGAGGUGGUAGCUGAAGAGAGCCUUGGGGGCCAUCACAGAGUUACCGAAGGAGAUGGGGAGUAUGAUGGAUCUACUCCCAGGAGGGGUGGUGAAAGGGGCAGACUCAAUGUCACAGUCGUCCUCAAUAAAGCCCCAGGUAUAAGCCUUGGCCUAGGAGUGGUUAGUCUACCUACUCCAGACUGUAACAAUGAGAGAAGAAUAUACAUCCAACAUCUUGCCACCGACUCUCCUGCAGAUAUGAAUGGCAGGCUAUGCAUUGGAGCUCAAAUCCUUGCAGUGAACGGUCAGAGCCUGAAGAACAUAGGUCUCCAGGAAGCUCAGAAGAUUCUGGGUAAUCUACAGCCUGGACCUGUCACGCUCAAGAUAGCUCGCUACUCUAAUGCUAUGCUGACCAAAUUGGACUGUGAGGCUGAGAUGAAAUAUCUUCGUUCUAAGCAGCUCUCAAGCUCGGCUGAUCAAGAGCCCUGCUAUGAGAAGGUUGCUGAUUGCCAGGAUGAUGAGGAAGAUGAUGAGGAAGAGACAGAAGGAGUGGGGUCAAUGUCUCCAUCGGCCAUGUCCUGUGGAUCAACAGCUUCUAGUAAAGAUUUCUCUUUACCAGAAUAUCAGAAAAGCAACAGUGAUAAGAGAAAAGGGAGCAAGAGAUUGGAAGUUAGCAUAGACCAGACUACUCCCAUCACUGAGGCUGAAGUAGAGAGAACAAUAUCACCUACUAGCAGUCAAGAUGUCUACUCUACACCAUGCACCAAGCACUCAUCUACUCAGGGAGGCAAAGCAACCCUGGAGAAUGGUCACAAGGUGAAUGGACACAGAGGAAGCGGUCACAGUGAGGAAGAUGAAGAGAUGAACGGUACAACUGACAGUAAGAAUCCUGUCAUGAGGGUGGCAAGAACAGAACAUAAGCGACUUGGUAGGGUUGGAUCGGAGCUAGCUGCAGAGUUUGAAGCCUUUGUGAGUGCCCAGACAUUGGAGAAUGAUUCCCUUCCUUGGGUCGAGAGCCAGAAAGUGGCCAGUGAACUGUUGAGUCUUCAAGAACACUUCAGCCAGGAGGAGCUGGCAGAGCUCAAGAACCUUGCCGAUGGCAGACGAUUGGAGGUGUUGACUAUCAAUAGGCAGUUUGGUGAGAAGCUGGGCAUGGGUCUAAACAUCCAGCACACUCAGGAGGAGAACAGUUUAACUCAGACUGUACAGAUUAAAAGUGUCCAGGUGGGUGGGGUAGCAGAGAGAGCGACAGGGGGAUCCAGUGGUAUGGUAGUCGGGGAUGAAAUCCUGGCUGUGACCAACCAGAUUCUCAAAAACAGACCGUAUCUUGAUACUGUACAGAUCCUCUCGAACCUGCCUCUGAAAGUGAAGGUGGUUGUAGCAAGGCCAGAGGAAUAUUCAGAGGAUGAUGAAUCAAUGGCUCAAGAUUCUCCUGAAUAUGAAUCAAAUUCCAGUGGAAGAUCUAGCUGUGGGGAUACAAGAUGGGGUGAAGAGGACAUCUGGAAGAGGAUUGAAAACACCCAAAUGGACGAUGUCCUAGGAGUGUAUGUCAACCCUAAAAGUAUCCAAAUUAAUGAAAAGAACAGUCACACGUGGGACAACAAAAGUGAGGAUAUCUGGCAGAAAGUAGAAGGAAAGAAAAAUGGCAGUGCUAUUAUCAAAAAAGAGAACAUUAGAGUGAACUUCGUCAGUGAUGUUAAAAGUCUUCCAGCUGGAACACGUCUGACUCCUUCGUACAAAAAGCACAAGCAGCACUUGAGGUUUGGCAGCAGAAGUCCAAGCCCUCGUACUCCUGCCAUGGGAGAGGAUACCCUGUCCAGAGACAGCUCUCCCACUGUCUCCUUCUCAAUGGACCUCACUGAUGAGAACGAGGAAGAUUUAGAGGAUCUACUGAUGCUUGAAACAGAACCCUUAAGUGAUCAGGAUGAAGGUGACAGUGGACACCAGAAAUCAAUAUACCUCACUCCACAUGAAUCACCAACAAACACUUCCAACCUUAAGUAUAUGAAAUCUCUGAAGGUAGACUUGGAUGAUAGUCUUUAUCAGACUCCAAGUGAACACUUUGGCUCCAAAGACACCAUGGAUGAUUGUCUGGAAACCAACGAUCCUCCUGUUACAGAUAUUGAUGAUUUACUAGGGUCCGAUGAUGGCUAUAUGGAGACAGAAGAAAGUGACAUGACAGUCAAACCAGAUGUGUCUCCAAGCAGUGAGCCAUUACAAGUCAAAGCAACUACUUCACCACAGCUCAAGUCCAACAGAGAUUUUCUACGCAAUGAUGCAAGGGGAAUUGUUAAGUCUUCACCUGUCAUUUCAUCAUCAAAGCACAAGGCUGGUAUGAUUAUCUCCAAAGUAAAAACUCCAGAAAUGUCUACUUCCCCUCCUCCAGUGAGCACCCCUUCCCCAAGAUCCUCACCAACAGACUCAAUGUCCUCCCAAUCAUCACAAGAGAGCAGCAAGUCUGAUUCUUCAAAAUCUUAUGAUGUAGUGAAGAGGGACAAGAAAGUCUUGAGUAGUGUGACCAGGAGGUUCAGGUCUUCCAGAGUUGACAAAGACGUGUUCAAGCAGAGAAGGAAUAUGUUUGAGGCAGCAAGUAAAGAUGAAACUCCGCUGAGCUCUGCAUCUCCAAAGCCUAAGCCGCUUGCAAAACCUCAGAUAUUUUCCAAAGUUGGCACAACACCUGCUAGUAUUGAUAAGGGCAAUAAAUCCAUUGGACAAACAAAAAGCAAUAAGUCUUCUUUUGCCAGCAUUGCAAUACCCACAUCACCCAAACCAGGCGAUACCAAAUCUUCCAAACAGGAAUCUAUGCAAAAUAUAGAUGAAUUACCAAAACCACAGAGCCCCACGGCCAGACAGGAUCAAGAAAUCUUUGGGGCUGAUAUCCGGGCCAUGUCCAGUGUUGCAUCCAGUAUGGAGCACUUGAAUGAAACCAAAUCAAUAACUGAUGAAUCUUCAAAUCCUCUAGUUUCAGCUGUAGAUGACAUCUUUGCUUCUGCAAUGGAUGAUGCUCUUCAUGACAGUUCAUCUGAGGGAUUAUUCAUGAGUUCUGAAGCUAGCCAUGCAGACUUCACCCUAGAUUCGAGAGCUGACAUGCCUGUUAUGAGGCCACCCACAGGCUUCAGAGAUGAUUCAUCAAUAGAGCCAUCACAAACCCAUCUAGAAGAUCUUGAUUUUGAUGAUGAGGAUAAAGUACAUGAGGACAAUAAAACUAGGAGUGAGCUGGAAGAAGAAUUGUCUGGUAGCAGUGGUGACAUGGGUAAGAGGGAUAUUUCUGAUUGUCAACCUAACUGGGAUCACCGAAAAGGAACUGUCAUCAAGGUUGUGUCACCUAUUGUUGCCAGGAGUAAAAGUAGCUCACCUCAAAGUGGGCCAAAAAAAAUCAUCAAAGCUGAUGCUCUCCAUUUCAGUUCAGAUUCCAGUGAUGAGGAGGAGAUGGAUGAGGAGAAUCCAGAAGUCCAGUGGCAUGUCUUACCAUCAUCUUCUGAAGCAACAUCAGCAGAGCGCACAUUACAGGCACAGGGCUCCUCGGGUUCAGACAAAGGUGAAAGUCCCAGGGGCUUCAGGGGCAAUGAGGAGCAGGCAGAAUCAGUAACAAGUGAUGAGACACCACUGUCACCUAGGUUGCCUCCUGAUGGUGAUGAGUUUCCUGAACAAGUUCAAGUAUGUCCAAGUUCAUCACCUUCGAUACAUGCUGGCACUGCACCUAAAGAGACAGACGAUCAAGCUGAAAUGCUACUGAGGGGCAUAACAACCUCUGACUCCAUGCCAGGGAAGAAUACAAGUAAUUUCUCUGGCACAGUUAGUGCAAAGCCAUCACUUCCAAAGAAACCAAGCUUAUCUAAGCUGAAUACCUCUCUAAAAACUUCUGCAGUAUCCACAGCACCCACUGCUAAAAUGUCUCUCGCAUCUUUGUCAUCACAGUCACAGGGAAAGGUACAGACACCUACCUUUAAGGACAUCAAGUUGAAGAGUCCACCUAAGAUAGGAAAUGAUGAUGUCUUUACAUCUCCUCGCACAAGCCCCAAACUUGGGAGCCUCAACAGAUGGGGCUCCAGGGAAAAGUCUGAUGGUGAUGAUGACAUAGUUGCCAAGAGAGGUGCAUUGUUUGGAGAAGUGAUCAAGAGAAGAACCUCAUCUUCAUCAUCGUGCUCAACAUCUCCCCCACCAACACCUGUGAGAACACUGUCACCAACUCAUUCUCCAACUCAUUCUCCACGCAAAAUGGCUGAACCUUCACCAUCUUCUCUCAAAUCCAGUAAGAUCAGUACAAUCUCAAAUGUCAGUGACAACAAUCUUCCUGUACUUCCAUCCUCAAGCCCACCCGUUAACAUCAGGACAAAAGAAAGACCAAGGUAUGCCAAUACUGAUUCCUUUAAUGAUGGCUCAGAUAAUGACCAAGAAAGCAGUGAGAGCUCAUUGCAAGAAACACAUUCUAAGAGUGCUGUUCUUUUGUCAGAAUCAAAAGAAAGUGUGGCAGAUGUUAGCGCAUUAACAGAGGAACGUAUUCAAUCAUCACCAGUUGCAGACAGUACUGUAGGGAAAGUAAGUGGUUCCUUGUCUCCUAAGAAAGUACAGUCUCUGAUGGCUAGGGCUGAUGGGACCUUGUCAUCAAGAAGUGCUGCACCACCCCUCAAGCCCAGUCCAGCUUCACUCAAGCCAUCCAUUUUAGACUCUUUGAAUACUGUUUCAUCAUCAAAUCAGAUAUUUAAAGGACUCUCAGUUCCGAAGAAGCUUUCUUCAACCACAUCUCCUGUUGGGUCCUCGUCUCAAUCGGGUCCAUCUAAAAUUGGCGUUCCUUUGUUGUCCAGUUCUAAAGCAAAACCUUUGAUAUUGCCCAUGAAAGGAGCUGCAGGAAGUGCAAGUUUACCCGGAAAUGCUUUUAAAUCAAAGCUCACUGCAAAGAAGUUCACAUGGGAAACAGAGAAGGACCGGGCAAAUACUACAAGUGAAACUGAGCCUCAGUUAAAUUCUUCUGGUCGGGCAGCUAUAUCAACAUCCCUCUCUAGAUUGAGGCAAGAUAUCAAGUCAGCAGCUGCAACAAAAGAAACAAAUGAACUGAAAGGAGAGACCUCUUUGACAAGUAGUCCAGACAUCAACAGCAAUGUGAAGGAGGAGCACAGCAGGCCCAAGGUGCCUUCCAAACCAGUUUUGGCUCGUAGGAAUCUGUCUAAUACACUAGCCUCAAAGAGCUCCAAGAGAGUGUCCUUUGAAGGUGAUGAUGAAGUCCAGCGAGAUCUCACUAAUGAAAUCCAUUCCAAAGCUCUCAAUGGUGCGCAAUCUAAGGUUUCUCUGAAGGAUGAUACUGUUGAGGAUGUCAGUCUAGCAGAAAGAACAGUAUCUAAUGAUGCUCCCCCACCACUGCCAUUAUCCAGUCCCCCCAAAUCAGAAAGUGCAUUUGAGAAUACCAACCAUACCAAACCUAAGACAUUACCCCUCACACUCCCAACCAGUGGGUCUAACACCCUUACAGGCAAAACCAACCCCCCAAUACCCACGUCCCGUAAACCACCUCUUCCCAGUUCAAAGCCUCCCACUGCAUCUAGGUCCCCUCGGACAGGCAUCAGCAAGACGGUGACCCCAACCAUCGUGAGUGAUGCGGAUGAUGAUGCAGAUGACGACGAUGAUGAUGAGGAGGAGACGACUCUAGACAUCAUUGAUGAGGAGCAGCAGAGGUCUCCACCGACGUUACCCAAGAUGCCACCACCAUCUCCCUCCAGACUGAAGAGCCCUGUGUAUGAUGUAUCAGCUGAUCUUCUCAGUAGUUUGGACCCAGAAGAAGGUGUGCUAGAAAUCAGGAUUGACCGGAUUCCUGGGGAGCCAUUAGGUAUUGAGAUCUGUGGUGGUUCGGACACACCAGAGGGCUGUAUCUAUGUGAGUGGUGUAGCCCCUAGCUCCGCUACCCAGCGAAUUGGCAGAGUUCGACCCGGAGACCAACUCUUAGACGUCAGCGGUAACUGCAUGGUCGGUAUCACACACUCCAAGGCUAUGGAUGUCUUACGGCAGGUCGAGAAGAGCACUGUACACCUUGUGGUCGCCCGUAAGAAGCCAGAGAUGGGAUCAAGCUAUGCCGAUAGCGAAGAAGAGGAGGAUUAUGUAGAGAAUCUUGCCGUGGAAUUGGCGAAUGCUGACUUUGGUAGUGAUGGAGAGCCUAUGGGGGCAAGCUCAGACAUUGAGUGUAGUGAUUUAGGGCCAACAUCACCGGACGGUAGACUGCUCUCACCCAUCGGAUCAUCGGAUGAACUAGACGGCGCUGUCUUCUCUAGGGUAAAGCAAUCAACACCACAGAGAGAUGGACUGCAACUGUUGAUGUCAGAGAAUAAUAACUCCAACAAGAAGAAGAAACGCUUAGUAAGUCUUCAGCCAGGUCUGCGUAGUCCUUCACUCAGGAGUCCAACCUUCUCAGAAGAUAGCGGAGAGGGAGAUUCCUUCAGGUUCAAACCACACUUCAACCCAAGGUCUAACAGGACACAUCUCAAAGCCGAUGACUCUAAGUCGAGCUUGCAGCAACGUGGUCUCCUGGAGAGGUCCUUCUCAGAAAGCUCAAACUCCACCAUCCUGCUGUCUACAGGAGAGCUAGAGAAGCUGAUAGAGGAGGCCAACCAAUCUCUUGAUGAGGCUGAUGAUAGUGAUAUAGCUGUCAUUGUACUGCACAAAGAUGAUGAUAACCAGGGUCUUGGACUCACCGUUGCUGGAGGCAUAGAUCAAGAAGUCAAAGAAGUUACAGUGCAUAAAGUGAUUCCCCAUGGUCUAGCUGACCGGGAUGGGCGGAUACAGAGGGGUGACCGUCUCAUAUCGGUCAAUGGACGUGUGUUGAAGGAUGUGAGUCACAACCAAGCCCUUGGUCUGCUCAAGACGAAGAGAAAAGAUGUUGUCUUGGUGGUAGCAAGGCCACUAGAGCUGGAGGAAACAGAGGAGGAAGGAGAGACAGAGGAUGUGGAGAUGGCCAAGGGACCAGCAGGACUAGGUUUCAGUGUAGAGGGUGGGCGGGGCUCACCCAAGGGGGACCAGCCAAUCACAAUCAAGAAGAUCUUCAUAGGGGGUGUGGCCGACAGGAGUGGGCUGCUACAUGUUGGUGAUGAGAUCGUAGAGGUGAAUGGCAGAAGACUUUCAAACUUGACUCAUUUUGAGGCAUGGACCUUCUUGAAAGCCGUCCCUUCGGGUAUGGUGAAGCUAAAGAUCAAGAAACCAUCAAAGAAGGGAGAUGAGAAGGAUGAGGGCAAGGACGGUGUCUUGUCAGAGGAGGUUUCGGCGAGCCUAGAAUGAAGACUGUCAGGAAAGACUGUGAACAAGGUUGAAGAGUUUUCUCUGGUUGUCAGCUGCGGCAGUGUUAGUACGAGUCAACGAAGAUCAAUGAUUUCAUUGCCCUAUAUGGAUCAUACUCUAGCCCUAGAUGAACACCAUCCAAAUUUCUCUAGAAAUUGGCAAGAUCGCUGCCCUUUUAAUCUCAAUAAUGACUAAGCCUGAGUAUUCUCAGGAUAGUCGUCUUCAAUCGCAUAUGAUAUCGUCUCUCUAGGGUGUAAACAAAAGGGCAGAAUACUAGAAUUACAAAUGUGUGUGAAGCAUUUCAUGCUACUUGUAGAUCUAGUAUAUGAGGAGUGUGAUGGUGAGAUUCUCUGUGAAGAAAAAAAAAUCACAUUUGGUCAAAUGAUGAUCCAACUAAAAGAGAACAACUCAGUAUAAACGGUGCUUAUAUACGUUUAUUGUUACAUCUCAUGGGUCUUGAAUAGGCUGAGUAAGGGUGAAGUGUUGCGGGCACAAGUGAUGUGGUUGUGUAGAUGAUUGUUCUUAAUAGCUAGGAGCAGGAUUACAAGCCAGGAUCAGAGUCAAACAAAAUAGAACAAAAAUCCUAGAGAUUAGGAAGAUUUUCUCUUUUUUUUUUAUCCCCUUUCAGUUGGUAUCUAAUGAAAAACAAAUUAUUUCUGGCUUAUAUUUGCACAGAAAUAAGAUGAGGGUGUUCUUGAAAAAACACACAUGGCAAAUGAAGGCUUAUGUAUGUAAUGGAGAUAUGGUCUUUAUGGAAUUAAUUAUGUCUGCAUUAAUAAUUCAAGUGAAUUUGGACCAAUUUGGGCUAAGAACAAUUUGUGAUACAUUCUUCCAUUUUAUUGGACCAUCUAAAAGAUACGAAUUGAAGUGAUGAUUUCGGUAAUUAAGAACAGAAAUGUGCCCGUCAGAGAUGGGAUCCUAUCAUGUGCUAAUCCUGUUCAUAUGUCUCCUGGCCUGCACAGAAGAAAUCAUGUUCCAUGUUCUGUUAUGGAAGAAGUUAUGAUGUAUACAAACCAUGCAUCUAAAAUUAUGUGUGCAUUGUAUAUAGCCGCAACAGCUCUUUAUGCACUUCCCUUCCUUGUACCAGGGAGGUGGCCUCCCUGGUUGUACUAAGCAGUGAACAAAUCCACUUCAGAGUUUUAUAUGACUGGUAAUAUGAAACUGAUAUAUCAAAGGCAACAGUUUAAUCACCACAUGACCACAAGCCAAUAUGUAUUGUUUACAUACAGGCAACAAAGCUGUACAUUUUGCCAAGAAUUUACUAAUAGGAAAUUACAAGUAGGAAAUUACAUUUGACAGCUGUUGAUGGUUUAGUAUGUGGCAUAUAAGGGUAAAAGAAGUACUGAACUGGAAAAUGAAAUCAAUUCCAUACUUGAAUGGACAUUAUUAUUGGCACAAAUCUGUAACAGUGGACAUAUGGUAUUCAUCCUUCAAGAAUCCUCUUGUUUUUAUUUUACUUUAUUUUCACCAUGAUUUAGAAAACCCUAAUUACAUGGGAGUGUUGUUAGCAAUGUGAAUUAUUCUCACACAUUUAAAUUAUAAGCAGCAAUACAGUAUGACCCAGUAAGAAAGGAAAUGAGAUUGAGUAAGAGAAUCACGGCGAUCUACUGGAGUAUGGGACUGCUUCCAAGCGGUAUCAUGGAUGGCUGCACAAGCGAGGGCGGUAAUUAAUAGGAGGGUGCCAUAACGAGAUGCACAGGUUGAAACCAUUAGACCAAAUCUGCCAGUCUUUGUGUGGGUGGAAAUUGUGACAGAAAGGACAAAACAGUGAUUACCAUGGUUGAGGAGAUGUCUAAAACCGGUAAUCAUGAUUCACUACAUAUGUUAAUUGGAUAAAAGUAUCAGUUUACUUUUUCACAAGUUCAUUUCUACCUUUGUAUCUCCUACAUACCUGUUUACAUACCUGACAAUUAUUAACUCCCCAUUACAAGAGUGCCAAAAUGUAGGAAUGCAUUGAAAAUAAAGACAUUGAUUACGAUGGAUAUUACAGUUAUAAUUCUCAUAUACAAAUGAUUUCAAAUUAACUGUGCUUCAGUGAGAAAUGGCAUGUAUAUGUGCAAGUCUAGGUGAAGAAUUGUGGCGCGAUCAGUAACAUGUACUACAUCUACAUGACCCUCCACCGAAUGGAAAAUCACUUGGAUCAAACUGUUGAUUAAUUUCUUUCAUCGGUUCAAUGUUUACUCUGUCUAUUUGUCAUUUAAGUUUUGUAUGUUGGCAUCAAAGGUGUUUUUUUAAUUUAGUAUUUCUGUUGAGUGAGCCCUGCUGUUGAUGUUUUAAUGACCCAGCCUGACAAACGCAUGUAGAUUGUUUACCUUGAAUGGUGCAAAUGUAAUUGAUUGUUUAAUCUGGAUAUACUCCAACUAUUGGAGAUAGCUGUAUGUGUAUAUUAGAUUCAUUUGGUAUUUUGUAUAGAUUGGCUUUCAUGUAGCAUUGUAUAGUGUACAGUGUAUAGAUAAACUAUAUAUAGUAAUAUAUAUGGAGUGAGAAUAUGUAUAAAAUGGUAUAAUGUCCUGAAUAAAAACAAGCAACUUUUGUAUUGCUAGUUUCGCAUGUGGCUUCCUAUUAAAAAUAUGGUACUUGAAAUUUUCUUUCAAGUUUGCCUUUAAUCUUUAGUGCAUGCAGUUUUCAGUCCAUCGUAAAGAUACACAAAAAUUAAUUUCAUUUCAUCCGCAGCAGAUUGCUGAAAUAUGUAAUUGGAAGGAGUUUUUACUCAUCCUGAACUUGAAUGGGCACAAGUCUUUCCCUUGCCGGGGACCAAUAAUAUUAUUUGAUUGACAUUUCAUUCCAAUCUUGAUCCUAUGAUCAUGUGCAAAAGAGUAUGUGGACAUGUAUGUAGCUGCUUUGUUUUCUUCUAAAAGAGGUUUUGUAGGGUUUAUUUUUUAGUGAGAUAGUAAGAGGUAGCAAGAUAAUGCUACAUAUCUUUAUUAAGAAAAAGUGCAAUAUAUGAAUUGUUUGAUAUUGAUGUUUUCUGUGUGCUGCCAUGUAUUAUUCAGAUUCCUCAAAGAAGUAUUAUAUUAAAUGCAUUAUUUUUCCCCCUACCAAUGUGAUCAUAUUGCCCCAAGAAACAAGAUAAUUGUUGGAUUUGUUCAUUUAUUUAUUGAUUGAUUUGAUUAUGAAAUGUUAGGAAUUUCAUUUAAAUUUAGAUUAUUACUAUAUGUGCAAGCUGUGUAAUUGUAUGAUUGAAUUAAUUUGAUUAUAAUUAAAUGUUACAAAUCAUAGUAAUCUUGCCAUAUGCGAUAGUAUCCAGACAACUACACAAAUAUUAUGACAACUUUUUGUGCAUAAACACGGUAAUCAAAUUAUGUGUAGUAUUUUGCUUGUUUUUACAUAAUAUAAAAUGACAUUGGAAGUAAUAGAUGACUGCCUUAGCAGUCAAAUAAUGAAUCAUCCUGUAUCCAGUUAUUAUCACCAACUCACAAUUGUAUCAAUUCUGUAAUUUAUGGGUAUUUACAAACUUUUUUGUCAGCGUGGUUGUGUACCCCCUCCCCCUACAUUUACAUGUGCAUGUCUAAGCUCUUAUGUGAUGCACACACUUCAUACAUGUUAUUUUCUAGUGCUAUAGAGUUGUUACAUCAUUUACAUGUAACAAAAUUGAAAUAUUGAACAACUCAUAAGCCAGAAGUACAUGUGUGUGGUUGGUAAUAUGACUCACAUUGCAAUGAAAUUAGAUAUACAAUUUCAUGAUUGAAUCAUAUUCUAAUUGGCUAUGUAUCAACCCCUUACAACUGUAUAAGUUGAUCAUAACAUUUUGAUCAGUAUGGAUCAUUCAUUUUGUUCUGUCCUUACAUUAUUCUUUAAUACUGUGUCAAGUAUAUUGAAUUUAUUUAGGCUGUCUUCCAUGUGCACUGGCGACAUAUGGGCGAUUUUCAUGGUCAAGUGUGUUCAUGCUUUGUAUUACUUUGAUCAACUCAACCAACUUCACAUGACGAACUACAACAACCAAAAAUUCUGUAAGAUAUUUCACUUUUUGUACAGUUCAAAUACUAUGACGAAGACUUUGAGACAAUAAAACAUAUUUAUCCAAAUGA
Strongylocentrotus purpuratus (purple sea urchin) is the source of this 13567-nucleotide messenger RNA. RefSeq lists its product as uncharacterized. The record is from RefSeq and is a predicted model, not a curated record. The transcript has 22 exons. Lineage: Eukaryota; Metazoa; Echinodermata; Echinoidea; Camarodonta; Strongylocentrotidae. Gene Ontology annotation, molecular function: protein binding. Bases 129 to 9539 code for a protein of 3136 amino acids.